AUGGUCGAAAAACAUUCAUUGGAGAAAGCUCAUUCUUCUCCAACAGCAGCAACAGCAUCCGGCAUUCAUCAAGGACGACAACAUAUGGCUCAAAACUACCUUCUUCUCUGGGCAGAUACCAACAUCGAUCAAACAAAUCAAGAUUAUGAAAAUACAUUAAAACAAAUACGAACUAUUACUGGUGAUGUCAUUGUCUUCAAGGAACGAGAUGCAUGUAUCGACUUUCUUACAGAUGCUCAAGAUGACACCAAGUCUUUUCUCAUUAUCAAAGAUAACAUAUUUAAUCAAAUAAUACCCCUCAUUAAUGAUAUUCCUCAGCUCGAUAGUGUUUAUAUCUUCAAUGAUCUUAAUAAUCUACAUGAUGAAUGGGUAAAAAAUUGUGACAAAAUUAAGAGCAUUCAUACUAACAUCGAUGAUCUAUGCCAAGCAUUACAAAUCGGUGUCAAACAGUUCAAUCAAGACUCAAUAGCCAUGAGUUUUAUCACAGUAAAGGAAAUGACUUUAACCGAUGAUUUAAAUCAGUUGGAGCCAACUUUUAUGUAUACUCAGCUAUUCAAGGAAAUUCUUCUUGAUAUGGAAUAUGGUGAACAGGCCAUCAAACAGUUUAUUACUUAUUGUCGAAAAAAUAACAGCUUGUCACCAAUCACUAUUGACCGUUUUGAGAAAGAAUACCAACCUCAGUCAGCUAUUUGGUGGUACACUUACCCAACAUUCAUCUAUUCUGAGCUGAACGAUGCUCUACGUUCUAUGGACGGCGAUAUCAUUAUAAAUAUGGAUUUUUUCAUUCAUGAUCUUCACCAACAAAUCCAACAACUAUACCAACAGCAAGUUAAUAGUUAUCAUGGCAAACCAUUCAUCGUUUAUCGGGGUCAAGGUCUUUUAAAAUCAGACUUCAAAAAACUUCAGAAAAUACAAGGUGGACUUAUGUCAUUUAACAAUUUCUUAUCAACCAGUAUAGAUAAAGAAAUGCCUCUCGCAUUUGCUGAAAGUGCUUCGACACGACCGGAUAUGGUGGGCAUUCUCUUUAGCAUGUCCAUUGAUCCUUGUUUAAAAUCAACACCGUUUGCCUCCAUCAGAGAAGUGAGCUAUUUUAACAUACCUGACGAAAUCCUCUUUUCAAUGCACACCAUCUUUCGAGUGGGUGCAAUUAAACAAAUGAAUAAUAACAAUCAACUUUAUCAAGUUGAGUUAGAAUUAACAUCGGAUGAUGACCAACAACUACGAUUACUUACUGAUCGGAUACGAGAAGAAACUAGUGACAAUACUGGAUGGCAAAGAUUAGGUAAAUUAUUGUUAAAAAUCGGCCAAUUUAACAAAGCUGAAGAACUAUAUAACGUAUUACUCGAACAGACAUCUGAUGAAGGUGAAAAAGCACUUUAUUAUAAUCAGCUUGGAUCUGUACACUCGAAUCAAGGUGAUUAUGAAAAAGCUAUUUGGUAUUACGAAAAAGCACUUGAAAUUGAACACAAAGCUUCUCCUUCAAGUCAUCCUUCAUUGGCUACUUUAUAUAAUAACAUCGGCAGUGUGUAUAAUAAGAUGGGAGAAUAUCCCAAAGCACUUUCAUAUUACGAAAAAGCAUUGGAACUUCAACAAAAAAUCCUUCCUUCAAAUCAUCCUGAUUUGGCUAUUUCGUACAACAACAUCGGUAAUGUAUAUAACAACAUAGGAGACUAUUCAAAAGUACUUCUGUUUUACGAAAAAGCAUUAGAAAUUCGACAUAAAACCCUCCCUUCGAAUCAUCCUGAUGUGGCUACUUCAUACAACAAUAUCGGCAAUGCGUAUAAUAACAUGGGAGACUAUUGGCAAUCCCUUUCAUUUCUCGAAAAAGCACUUGAAAUUCAACAAAAAACUCUUCCAUCAAAUCAUCCUUAUUUCGCUAGUUCUUAUAACAACAUUGGUUUCGUGUACGACAGGAUGGGGAACUAUUCGAAAUCACUUCCAUUUUACGAAAAAGCACUUGAAAUUGAACAAAAAACUCUUCCUUCAAAUCAUCCUCAGUUGGCGGAGUCAUAUAACAAUAUCGGUAAUGUGUAUGACAACAUCGGAGAGUACUCUAAAGCACUUUCAUUUUACGAAAAAGCAUUAGAAAUUCAACAAAAAACACUCCCUUCGCAUCAUCCUGAUUUGACUACUUCAUACAACAACAUGGGUAAUGCGUAUAAUCAGAUGGGAGAGUACUCGAAGUCACUUUCACUUUACGAAAAAGCAUUAGACAUUCGACAAAAGACCCUUCCUUCGAAUCAUCCCGAUUUGACUACUUCAUACAAUAACAUCGGCAAUGUUUAUGAUAGUAUGGGAGAGUACUCGAAAGCACUUUCAUUUUACGAAAAAGCAUUAGAAAUUCAACAAAAAACGCUCCCUUCAAGUCAUCCUAAUUUGGCUACUUCAUACAAUAACAUCGGUUAUGUGUAUGACGAGAUGGGAGAGUACUCAAAGGCACUUUCAUUCUAUGAAAAAGCGCUUGAAAUUCGAGAAAAAACUCUUCCUUCGAAUCAUCCUUCAUUGGCUAAUUCAUACAGCAACAUCGGCAAUGUGUAUGAUAGCAUGGGAGAGUACUCGAAAGCACUUUCAUUGUACGAAAAAGCACUGGAAAUCUUUAAAAAAACUCUUCCUUCAAGUCAUCCCUCAUUAGCUACCUCAUACAGUAACAUCGGUAAUGUGUAUAACCAUAUGGAAGAGUACUCAAAAUCACUUCCAUUUUACGAAAAAGCACUGGAAAUUAUGCAAAAAAUUCUUCCUUCAAAUCAUUAUUUAUUGGCUGCUUCAUACAACAACAUCGGUAAUGUGUAUAACAAUAUGGGAGACUAUUCGAAAGCACUUCCAUUUUAUGAAAAAGCACUUGAAAUUCUAGAGAAAACUCUUCCUUCAAAUCAUCCUCAUUUGGCUAGUUCUUACAACAACAUUGGUUUCGUGUACGACGAGAUGGAAGAGUACUCGAAAGCACUUCCAUUUUAUGAAAAAGCUCUACAAAUUGGACAAAAGAUCCUUCCUUCAAAUCAUCCUGAUUUGGCUUAUUCAUACAACAAUGUCGGCAAUGCAUAUAACAAUAUGGGGGACUAUUCGAAAGCACUUUCAUCUCACGAAAAAGCACUUAAAAUUCGAGAAAUAACUCUUCCUUCAAAUCAUCCUUUAUUGGCUGCUUCGUACAACAACAUCGGUAAUGUGUAUUAUAAUAUGGGAGAGUACUCGAAAUCACUUUCACUUUACGAAAAAGCAUUAGAAAUUCGACAAGAAACUCUUUCUUCAAAUCAUCUUGAUCUGGCUACUUCAUACAACAACAUGGGUAAUGCGUAUAAUCAGAUGGGAGAACACUCUAAAUCACUUCCAUUUUACGAAAAAGCAUUAGAAAUUCAACAAAAAAUCCUCCCUUCAAAUCAUCCUGAUUUAACUACUUUACAUAACAACAUCCGUAAUGUGCAUAACAAUAUGGGAGAGCACCCAAAAGCGAUUUCAGUUGAUGAAAAAGCACUUGAAAGUGAACAAAGUUCUCUUCCUUCAAACCAUCCUUCGUUAGCUAUUUCAUACAGCAACACCGGUUUACUGUAUGACAAUAUGAGAGCGUACGGGAAAGCACUUUCGUAUUAUGAACCUGCUCUGGACAUAUUAAAAUAUGCAUUAUCUGCAACUCGUCCUCACAUAGAAACUGUAAAAAAGAAUUUUGAACUUGUAAAAGAAAUUAUAAAAAAUAUUUUAUAA
Adineta steineri is the source of this 3696-nucleotide messenger RNA. The record is from the annotation of a GenBank genome assembly. Lineage: Eukaryota; Metazoa; Rotifera; Eurotatoria; Adinetida; Adinetidae.